Messenger RNA from Schistosoma rodhaini, 1915 nucleotides. The record is from the annotation of a GenBank genome assembly. NCBI's taxonomy places the organism in Eukaryota, Metazoa, Platyhelminthes, Trematoda, Strigeidida, Schistosomatidae.
AAGAAGUUGAUGUGCUACAAAAUCUCUACAAGGUCAAGUGCGAAGAACGGCCUUGAGUAUUGAAAUAGGUCUGGACGUAGUUAAGGCAUUUGCUUAACGGGCUUCCUUAUCUAGUAGCAGUGGGUCAACGGUGUCUUCAGAUGGGUUUAACUAAAAAAAUCACGUCUCCAGCUGAUGUACGUCAGUGGACUUCUUCCAUCGCUUCUAAUGAGAUUCUUAACCUAAUAAACAGUGUUAAUAGUAAAUUGGUCUCUCGUUCGAUCCAGGAUAAUUUAAAAUCUUCUAAGGUGUUUUGGAAGUUACUAUUAUAAAAGUAACUAUUUUAGGCCAUAAUGUUGGUGUAUGAAGUGCUUGACAAGUUGCAGCAAGCAAUCGAAGAUUACCCACCUGAGGAGCAACCACAGAGAUUUGGAAAUAAAGCAUUUAGACGAUGGUUUACAUGGUUACAAGAGAAUGCCAUCGAAAUUUGUUCCACUAUUUUUCAUGAUCACGGUACUACAGAUUUCACUGAUCCACCAAUAUCAUAUACCGAAGCAGUUAACGAAGUUUCUGGUUAUCUGGUUGAAUCAUUUGGAAAUUCAACACGUAUUGAUUAUGGAACUGGUCAUGAAUUGGCUUUCUUAGCGUUUUUAACUUGUCUUUUCAAACUGAACAUUCUAAAAAAACAAACUGAUUCUGAUGCAUCAACUAUAAAUGAUCUUCUAGCUGUUGGGCUUGUUAUAAUGCCAAAGUAUUUAGUAUUAGUUCGUUUGUUACAAACGACAUAUCGUAUGGAGCCAGCUGGCUCUCAUGGUGUAUGGUGUUUGGAUGAUUUUCAAUUUGUUCCUUUCAUUUGGGGCAGUAGUCAAUUGAUUGGCAGUCAGUACGAUCCUACCGUGAUAAGAGAUCGUAAUAUUGUUGAAUUGGAGAAAGAUAAAUACCUUUUAUUUUCAUGUAUUGCUUAUAUUCAUCAUUGUAAAACUGGUCCAUUUGAAGAACAUUCACAUACAUUGUAUGGAAUUAGUGAAGUACCGAAAUGGGAAAAAGUUAAUUCUGGUUUAAUUAAAAUGUAUAAAGGUGAAGUUUUAGAAAAAUUUCCAGUCGUUCAACAUUUCCUAUUCGGUAGUUUAUUGUCAUUUGAUAAAGUACAAAAUAAUAAACCUUUGGGUAUUGGAAUAAAUGUUGGUGGAGGUUUUAGUCAACGAGGAUCUAUUCCUUCAAAUAUUGAUCCAUUUGUAAAACCAAUUUCGCCGACAAUUCAGCAAUCAAAUGAACACGGUGAAAAAUCGUAGAGUUACGAAUUAAAAGUCGAUGGAUUACAAUAAAUAUUAUUCCAUAUAUAAUGACAAACUCGACUUUUCUUACUUAAGUCUUAGUCUUUUUCAUGUAUUGCUUAGCAAGUUUUGAUGGAUUUUAUCUUGUUAAGAGAAUUGACCAUGUAUAUAGAGGUUUACAAUAACCAUAACUUUUAACGUUGGCUUUUUUUUGUUUUGCUCAUAGACGGCUUCGUGUGGCGCGUAUAUAUCUGGUGCCCUCUUGUACCAAUGUAUGUUUAAAUAAAUAAAUAAAUAAAUAAAGACGGCUUCGUAGUACAGAUUUAAAAUUGAUGAUAGACAACGUAGGAUCUGACAUGAGUGUGUAUCGGCUCGAGCUGCUACACAUCAAAUGAGCAUAAGUUAGAAAAUUAACAAAAUGAAAGGUAGAUGAAGGCAAAUAAUAACAAUGCCCGAGUGAUAUCACGGAAUAUAAGUAUAGAAAAACAUUAAGCUUAUUGCUUUUUUCAGGAAGUUAAAUACUGAAUACAACUGCGAUCGAUUUCAGGACAUGCUACUUUAUGUCUUAAACUAUAGGUUAUGACUAAUAAUUCGUUCUAAACCUGGGAGUCUGAAUCACCCCACGUGGCUCAAACCAAUAGUUUGUGGUAAAUAUAUUUUUG